GAUUUAUAACGUUUCAGCUCGAUGUUCUCUGCCCAUUAGUACUCAUGGUUUGCUAUUUUUAAUGUGCAAGAUCUAUAAACCGUACAUGCAACACCAGUGUGUGACGUAUGCCGAAGUGUGUCGGUAAAAGAAAAACAUUUACUGCGAAAUCAAACUGUUUUAUCUAGAAAGUGGCUUAUAUUCUUAUUUCAAUGAAAUAAAAAAUGUUGUUUAACCUCUCUGACUAUUGCAAGAAUCUUAUAUUCAAUACAUUGUGAUAACUAUACUCAAAUGUACUAUUAUUUCACUAUAGUAUAUUGUGUAUAAAUAUUAUUGUUCGGGACAGUUUGUAUAAGCUGAGGAAUAUCUCAGAACUCGUUCAGAUUAACCGGCACAUGAUUGUAAUCUUGUGAAAAUGGUUAAGUCGUGGAGCUAUUUAAUUUUUCUGACAUGGACAUCCUAUCUGAUGAUUGUCAGCUUAUUACUCUUCACUAGAGGAUUUCUUCUCAAUCGCGUAAGCAGGACUGAACGUGGUGAGUGUAUACACUGUGAAAAUUCUGGUGACUGCGAUUUAAAGCGUGUCCUAGAGACUUCAGCAAUUGGGGUUAAUAUAUGUCCAAAGCCUCGAGCCAGAGUGAUACUUCUUGUUGUCGAUGCCCUUAAAUAUGAAUUUGUGAAUUGGCAAGAUGAUGCCAAUGCAGAGUCAUCGUAUUACAAGAACAAGAUGCCUAUUGUUAACGAGCUGAUUCAGAAAUAUCCAUUGCAUACUCGGUUGUAUAAAUUCAUAGCUGAUCCUCCGACAACAACCAUGCAACGUCUAAAAGGUCUUAUGACUGGAACAUUACCCACAUUUGUGGAUAUCAGUUCAAACUUUGCAACUGAAGAUAUAAAUGAAGAUAAUUUAAUCGAUCAGAAUGUUAAAGGUGGAAUUGUCUUUAUGGGGGAUGAUACAUGGACUAGUCUGUUUCCUGGAAGGUUCUUAAGACAAUAUCCAGCACCUUCAUUUAAUGUUUGGGAUCUAGACACUGUAGAUAAUCAGGUACGCAGAACAAUUUUUUCUGAGAUGAAGAAAAAAGACUGGUCAUUGCUUGUCGCUCAUGUUCUUGGUAUUGAUCAUUGUGGCCAUAAACAUGGACCAAAUCAUCCAGAAAUGACCAGGAAAUUGAAUGACACAAAUUAUUUAAUAAAAGAAAUAGUCAAAUCUCUUGACGAGGGAAUGAUGCUUUUUGUUAUUGGUGAUCAUGGAAUGACAGACACUGGAGAUCAUGGUGGAGACAGUAUAGAUGAAACUGAUGCAGCCAUGUUCAUAUAUUCAACUCUACCUCUAAUAGAUACAUCAACUGUGAUAGGUUCAAAGGUGGCUAACCAUGUAGACUUUGUUCCAACCAUAGCAACAAUACUGGGUACUCCAAUGCCCUUUUCUAACAUAGGGACUAUCAUUUUGGAUGCAUUACCCAUGCUGGGAGAUAAGAAUGAAUCUCUUGAUCAAUUCUUCUAUGCUGUACAGUCCUUAUGGAGCAAUGUAGCACAGACCAAAAAGUACAUUGAUGCUUAUUCGAUGGACACUUUUCUUUUCUCUGAUGAUAAAUUACAGAUGCUCGAAAGAUCUUAUAAUCACCUUUCUAAGCAGGUGAAACAUAGUAAAAACCUGAAAGAAUUUAAAGACUUUAUUAAUGAUGCUAAGGCAUACUUAGCACUCAUACGAAAUAUGUGUGCUGAAAUUUGGGUUCAGUUUGACUCAAGUCUUAUGUUCAAGGGACUACUUUUGAUGUUCGGAACCCUAUUUUUCUCCUACAUAAUCCUGGACUGCAUACAAAGAGAUCGAAUAACCAAGAUAUUCGAGUCCUGGUUCCUAACGUGUUCUGUCCUGACAAAUCUUUGUGCGAUAAUAGUAGUUUGGCUUUUAUAUUGGCUACAAAUUAUUGAGGAAUUUCAGCAUAUGACAUUUUUUGCUACUGGAAUUGUAUCAUUGUUGUUACUUUUGAUAGUUGUUAUCCAAAAUUGGGACAUCAUUGCUAUAAACUGGUACAAUAGUAUUAAAAAGCAGUGGUCCAGCUAUCAGGCCAGAAUAAUACUCUUUAUGACAAUAUGUGGACUCUUUUCUAAUAGUUAUAUUGUUGAAGAAGACAGAGUAUUAUCUUUUCUUUCAAUAACUUUAGUCUGGUUAGUGUUAUACAAUAUAAAAGUGGAUAGCCAUGUAGACAACUCGGACAGAAAAGCAAGAAUUAUCUUCAAACCUACAUCAAAACCUUCAUUCAGGAUAAUUCUAAUAAUCUUAGGCUUGAUAACAGCCCUGGCGAUAAGAUGUUCCAGUUAUUUCUGGAGGUGUCGAGAAGAACAUAAUGGAAGGUCUUGCUCUAGCAUUAUAUUAGGCAAAGCUAACUCUAUAGUAUCUAGUAAAAUAGAACAAGCCUUCCUUACUACAGCUCUAAUCAUCCUAGCUCUCUUUAUAACAGUGGUUAGAUAUUGGUUACGCAGUUGUGGAAAUCUCUCUGGUUUCUCGCCAAGUGUCGUCGUAGCUCGUUAUUGUCCUGGUGUAACAGUAGUGUGUAUUGGAUGCUUCUGGGUCCUUCAGAGGUUACCAAAAGAUGCUAAAACGAAACUAGCCUUAUCGUGGCAAGAAAAUGCCUUGCCAGGAGUUGCCUACUUCAUGAUUUUAUUCGGAAUAUUCAUUUUAUUCUACCGUCCACUGGGAGUUUUUAUACUUCCAAGAAGAGGAGAAUCCAUCAACAUCUAUCAUGGUGAGGAUAUCAUACCAAGACUCUUUGAAAGACUGAAGGGACUUAUUUAUAAACGAAAACUUGAAGAUGAAAAUAUUCCAAUUGUGUAUGGAUUGGGAACAGUGUAUAGUGCAACAUUUAUUUCAUUAAGUGUCUUUUUAACGUUACUCUAUGCUUUGCUUUUGGGGGAUGUACUUGCUCCUAGUACAGUAGUGAUGUAUAUAACUUGUGCAUGUGUCCUGACUAUUAUUUCAGUGGAAAGAUAUCGGAAUGCCAAUAGCAUUUCUGAACUGUUCGACGUACCAAACACAGCAAUUCUCUGUUGGUUCCUCAUGGCGGAGUAUUUUUUUUAUGGAACCGGACAUCAGCCGACUUUUUUAACUAUUCAUUGGGAUGCUGCCUUCAUUGGAACAGGUGGUCAUUAUUCUGGGAAUCUAGUCCCAGCCACUCUUAUAGGAAUAAAUACAUUUGGUUCUCAUAUUAUAUUGGGGGCUACCUUGCCACUGUUAGUUGUAGCACCUUUUACGAUUUACUUAAUGCUCCCAAAUUUGGUGAAAAUGAAAUUCCGUCCAGAAGAAGAUUUAAAGAGAGGCGAACUUCUGUUAUAUGAACGUCAAGCUAUUUUUCAUGGUGCAGUUUUUACUGUUCUUGGAAAGUAUGUAUUCUUCCAUGGGAUUCGAAUCUUCGGCUGUAUGCUUGCGGUAACUAUUCAAUGCCGACAUCUAAUGGUCUGGAAAAUCUUUGCUCCAAAGUUAAUAUUUGAAGGAAUCAGUUUCAUGGUGACAGUAGGUAGUGUAUUAGCUUCUCUUCUCAUGGUGAUUAGAAUAGAUCGUCAAGUAGACCACUUAGUAACACAAAUAACGAAAUCUAGGUGAUAGUAAUUAAUAUUUUAUAUGAGUUACGUCGCUCUAUAUUAAAUCAAUAAGAAGUAUCUUCCUUAGUGUAGAAUAGAAAUCGUUUACAAGAACCAAAGAAACUUUUAAGUAAAUCAGGAUGUAACAUUGCAUUCACUGCAUGGAUCCUCUUAUAAUAAUCGCAAUGAAAUCUAAUCGCCAAAAUUUGCAAUAAUAUUGAUGCAUCGCUACCAGUAUUGAAUAAUUUUAUAUAAUACUCAAAAAAUGUUCAAAAGAGUUCAAAAAGCUAAAAAAAAUUCAAAAGUGGAUGAAUAUUUUCAUUUAAACGUUUUGCCACGUGUUUACUUUAGCGUUCAAUGAUUUUAUACUUUUAGUCAUAACUCCUGAUGUUACACAGCACACUAACGCUAUCCUGCGUGCAAUGCAUUGCUGAUUCUAGUAAAACUAAGCAACGCACUUGAUGCAGGAUUGCGCCUGUCUGCUCUAUUUUUAUCUAUUAUGUAGAAUUCGUUGAGGUGAUUUAAAAUAGGAAUUUUUUUUUUGUGUUACUCAUAAAUGAUUUGGUUAUUUUACCUUAGUCAACGGUGAUUAGAUUUGCCAGUGUGAUCUUCAUUGCAGAAGCACUUUAUUUGAGGACACAAUUCAUUUUACACGUUACCAAGUGAUUCUGACGUAAAAAAUAGUUUUCAUCUUAUAUAUUUUUUUGCUUUUUAUGAUGACUAGAGUAUGCUACGAUUAAAUAUCUCGCUCACAGCUUCGACUCAGUGAUGAUCGUGAUGAUGUCUCCGCCCUUGGGACUCCUUCCUCAGGAAGUUCUGCCAGUUGACCCAUUUCUCAAAAUCUCCAUAAUCCUUUGUAUCCUAGGACAGAGAAAUGUCCUAAUUUUUUACAAGCAUUUAAUAUUGUUUUUUUUUUUUAGGGAUAAGAUUUCCCUGAAUCUGAGAUUAUGUAGUAGGCAUUUUAAUCUGGAAUCAAGUGUUACGUUAAUAGUAUUUUGUUGUAUAUGUUUGAUAUUGUUUUUAAAAAACGAUUAUAUAGAGACUAUAUUAUAUAGCAUUUAAAUAUAUGUAAAAUGUACAAGA
Messenger RNA from Cephus cinctus (wheat stem sawfly), 4635 nucleotides. RefSeq names its product GPI ethanolamine phosphate transferase 3 (gene PIG-O). The record is from RefSeq and is a predicted model, not a curated record. Gene Ontology annotation, biological process: GPI anchor biosynthetic process. Lineage: Eukaryota; Metazoa; Arthropoda; Insecta; Hymenoptera; Cephidae. Gene Ontology annotation, molecular function: mannose-ethanolamine phosphotransferase activity. Gene Ontology annotation, cellular component: endoplasmic reticulum membrane. The transcript has 4 exons. The coding region runs from base 395 to 3574 and encodes 1059 amino acids.